ACCACAUUCAGGCUAGGCUGCACACUGUUGCAAGCGACUUCAAAAAUCAACAUAUUCUAGUGCGAUAUCAAAUGGUGGAAUGACCGACUACUCUGUCUUCGCUCGUCCUGAUUUCGACGCCAACGAUUAUGCGAAUGCCAUACUUGCAGGAGAAUCUUAUCCCUCUCAACCAGGAAAAGCAACUGUUGGCACUUCUAAAAGCACUGCUCUAGAGCCCGCAAGAGAAGACAUAUCUGUCGCUAUAUCCAAGUUAAACCUUGGAAUUGACGAUGUGUCCAAGCAAAUCAAGAAUGUGGUCACUAAUCAUCACGAGCAAUUGCUCGAGCAGGCAACUAGCGUGAAUGAUCUCUCCGGUUCACUAACCUCCGUUCGACGAGGACUGAGCGAACUCGAUACUUCUCUGGAGAAACUUCGUCUGAAGAUUCGCGUCCCUUACCAAUCUCUGCAAGCACAUGUCACACGAUUACAACGCUUGCAAGAAGCAUCAGAUAUUCUCCGUCGAACAUCACGCUUCGUUGUCCUAGCUAGGAGACUGGAAAUACAAAUGUCAGAAAUGGCAAAAUUCGAUGGUGAUACAGAGGCCAGCUACAGCAGCACAAAUCAAUCAAUCGACCUGAAUGGAUCUACGCUGGGCGCAGACUCUCUCACCGCCUUGGAUCACGAAACGGAGAAGGAGCGCACGAUAGCGAAAGCAGCACUCAGUGUUGCUGAAUUGGUGGCGCUAUUGGAUAGUUCAGUUGGCGCUUCGAAUAAUGUAUCCGAAGGCAAAUGGUCCAACUUGGAUAGGGUGCCAAUUUCAGACACCGAUAUUCAUGGGAAUGUCUCGUUGAGGUCUGUUGAUGCCGUGGCAGACCGUGUCUUGUUUAUUGAAGACGCUCGUACGAAAGUCACUACGGAAAUGGAGCAUAUGGUACUGGCUGGGCUCACAAGUUUGAAUCAAUCCAUGUUGGCUUCUUCUCUGCAAACAGCUUACAACCUACGGGUCCUGCCAAGACUUGUGAAUAGUUUGGUACUCGAUCUGUCGGAUGCCGUGGAAGAUAGGAUACGCAGUGCCUUUGAUCUGUCACGAAUAUCAAAGGAAGUUGUGGCGAAAGAUUCUCCUUCCCAAAGUCUUAUGUACAAAUCACGUGUUAGAACUGAACCAACUAACAUAACCGCUCCUCAGUGGACAGCAGCUUUAUGGAGUCGUCUUGACACACUCAUAGAAGAAUUGACAAGUUGUUGUAUCAAGGUAUAUACAUUGGAAAGGGUCCUGAAACUCAAAAAGGACGCAGCGUCCCAAACGGUGUUUUUAGAUGAGGCUAUGGAGAUGUUGGAAAACAAACCUAGUGCUACUUUCUGGACCUCUCUCAGUCGCGCUCUAGAGAAAUAUGCCAGGGACGCUGCAAAAGGUUCUACCUUCUUACAGCAGACAUUAAGCGCAGGAUAUCCCAAAUUGUUACGGCUGUUUCAUGAGUUCUUCGCCAAAAUUGCAGUGCACACCGAUACCGUGUAUACCUCGACAUAUCAGAGCCCAGAAACAGUUCUGGUCUUACGUGCGCUAUCCAAUUUCGAAGCGCUGUACCUUUCGCGCUCUUCGAACAAAUUGAAUGAGGCUGUAGGCCAGGCUUUUGCAGGUGGUGCUCGAGCACCGCCUGGGAUGAAUGAAGGCAUCAAUAUUGCCCGUGCUGUUGCGAAUGAACUGGACUCUGCGCGCUUCGAUCCACUGCUGACCUUGUCCGUGGCCAAAAAUGCCCUGUCUAGCCUCGACAUGUUCUUGUCGAGAACUGAUGGAUUAAUUUCAAGAGAUCGGUCGGCAGUUACGUUGGUCGGUCCCACUGCCACCCCCCAACAAGUUGUCAAUGGUCAAGUCGCGACGUGUUUGUACCACUGCUGGUCAAGACUAGAAAAACUUGAAGGUGAACAUGCAGAGAAUACGUAUGGCAUAAUUAAAAAAUCUGUAGAGAGCAUACAUGAUGCUUUUGAACGCAUGGCCAAUCCUCUCUUGGUUUCUAUUCGCCGUGAGCUAGGUGCUAUCAUCGCUAGAUUACACAGACUGGACUUUCGGAAGUCUGUGGAUCCUAUGGCAGGUAUGGCAGGACCUAGUCUAUACAUGAAAGACCUCGUAGAAAAACUUUCGUACAUCAAAAUGGAGAUACUGCCUCAGUAUAACAUCCCAGAGGCUGUUAAAACCUGGGUUGUCUCCAUUGUCAAAUUUGUCAUAAGGACCUUCGUUCUCCAUGCAUCUAUUGCCAAGCCAUUAGGAGAGAGUGGAAAGUUACAACUAACGAGUGAUAUGACCGAGCUUGAGUUUGCAUUGAGUGCAUUCUUGGUGGGAAACCAGCAAAGUAAACGUGGAGGCAAUUUGGAGAGUGUUGGAGAUGAAUAUAAAUCGUUAAGAGCUAUGCGCCCUCUGUUGUUCCUUGAUAAUGCAAUGCUGACAUCUGCAGAGCGAACAGCAGGAUUGCCUCGUCUCGUAGUUCUGCAUCACAUCCUCGUUCGUUCGCCUAUACCCCUCCCACACACUCUGCACGGCUGGCAGGAAGCUGAAUACGUUCGCUGGGUAGACGAACAUUCCGAGGAGGAGGCAUGGACACUGGUAGAGAGCGGCCUCUCCCAUUGGGAGAAGAUGAGAGAAAUUGAGGAUUUGGCACAAGCUGUGUUGAGUAAUAUCAAGCGUAUAUCAUAAUAUUUUCCUUUG
Molecule: messenger RNA, 2680 nt
Organism: Serpula lacrymans var. lacrymans S7.9
Lineage: Eukaryota; Fungi; Basidiomycota; Agaricomycetes; Boletales; Serpulaceae
Exons: 16
Coding region: 80-2668 (862 amino acids)
Biological process (GO): intra-Golgi vesicle-mediated transport
Cellular component (GO): COG complex
Source: RefSeq, a predicted model, not a curated record